Trichomonas vaginalis G3 is the source of this 219-nucleotide messenger RNA. RefSeq lists its product as uncharacterized. Lineage: Eukaryota; Parabasalia; Trichomonadida; Trichomonadidae. The transcript has a single exon. The coding region runs from base 1 to 219 and encodes 72 amino acids. The record is from RefSeq and is a predicted model, not a curated record.
AUGAAACAAAAGUUCUUGGUAGAAUACAUUAAAUCAGGAACUAUUCCAGAAGGUUUUUACAUUCAUACUAUGAAGGAUGGUAGAGUUCAGUUUAGAAAGAUAAAGCAACCAUUAGAUAAAGAAGGAAUUUUGAGAAAGAUUAAACUUCAUGAGGACAACAUUGCUGAACUUAAGAAGAAGUUAGAAGAGUUGGAGAAAGCAGACGACAGUGAGUUAUAA